AUGCCUCUGUGUCAAGAUUUGAGGGGGUUGCUACUGGUAGAGAUUGAAAGAUUUUGCUUGGGUGCUGCUGUGCUCAGCACUGAGGUGAAUGACGGGAAAGUUACAUUUAUCAAUGCUGACGUAGAUGCUGACAUAGUAAGUACCACUACCGAUGUGGACUUCACAUGUUGCAUUGACCUAAUUACCUCUUUAAUUGGAGUGAAGAUAGGGCCUUUGAGGUUUUUGGCUUUAUCGCAGCCCUCCACCAUAACAUAUGUCUUAACAAAUGGAGGAAAAGCAUAUCAUAAACCUCCUACCACACAAUGUUCAAACAAUUGUGCCUUUUAUGCAGCUGAUAAAGCAGUAGAUAGAAACAAUGACACUUGCACGAGAACAGAUAUUAUUGGUCCAACAGCACAGAAGAAAGAAGUAUUUUGGUAUGUAGAUCUCGGAGACAUCUACAACCUCUACGACAUUGCCAUACAGUUUAAAGAUUAUGGUUCAAAACAUGAAGACAGACAAAGAGGCCGCUUUGCAGGCUUUUCCCUUUACCUGUCCAAUACUACUAGAAAAGAAGAUGGUCAUCUGUGUUAUAAAGACGGACCACAGUUACCUCCCUUAGAUUUCAAAACAAGAUGUAUUGGACAUGCCUCUCAUGUAAUAUUUUACAACGAACGAUUGGAUGGGACUGUUUAUCCUCCCGGAUAUGAAUCACUUGUUUUAACACAAUUAUGUGAAGUAAUAAUAAGAGGUUGUGCAGAUCGAGGAACUUACGGUGAAACGUGCGAAUUGAACUGUUCUGAACACUGUCAAGAGAACAGGUGUGAUAUCAUAAAUGGAACAUGCCUGGGAUGUAUGGCUGGAUGGACAGGAAAGUUCUGUCAAACACCAUGUGAAAGUGGAUCAUAUGGUGUAGAAUGCAAACAUCAGUGUGGAGGGCAUUGUAGAGAUGGUCAUACUUGUAGCCCUGUAACAGGAAACUGUGAUAAAGGAUGUGCUUCCGGAUGGACUGGGUCACUGUGUAAUGAAUCUUGUAUCAGCGGUCGUUAUGGUUCAGAUUGUGUCUUCAACUGUAGUGGACAUUGUUUAAAUAAAUCCCCUUGUAACCGGACAAAUGGACAUUGUGACUCGGGUUGUAGCCCUGGAUAUACUGGACCAUUUUGUACUAAAGAAUGUACAGCAGGAGAGUUUGGAAAAGGAUGCAAAAAUCCCUGCAGUGGACACUGUUUGAAUGAAGUACAUUGUAAUCACGUGGACGGGACUUGUCGAUAUGGUUGCGAAGAUGGGUAUUUUGGACAACAGUGUUUUAACGCUUGUACACCCGGUCUCUUUGGAAGAAAUUGCUCCACUGAAUGUUCUACAAAUUGCCAUGAUACCUGCCGAAAUACUGAUGGUUUUUGUGUGUGCAAGUCUGGAUUCAUGGGUCCUCCAUAUUGCAGCACAGGGUGUCCGAAAAAUCGGUUUGGCAAAAACUGUGUAAACUCCUGUAAAUCUGACUGUGUCAAUAAUACAUGUAAUAGAUUCAACGGAAGUUGUGCUUUGGAAUGCAUGGAUCUAUUUUUUGGAGAUAUGUGCAAUCAAGAGACUUCUCCAGUUCAUCCCCAAAGCUAUUCGGCAGAGGCACUGACCAUUGGAGGGCUUCUUGGAGGAUUAGCUGUCGUGUCUAUCCUUUCUGUUUUGAUUGCUCUAUAUAGACGCGAACUCAUUUUGAAGAUUUGUAAAGGAAAAACACAGAAUUCGGAGACAUACACCAAUAUAUGCAAUAUACGACCAUCAAAAGACUACAUGCACAAUUACCAAGAAUUAACCAUAGCUGGAGAUAAAAAUGAUUAUGCAAACAUUGAAUUGAAAAAUGUCUUAACAAAUGGAGGAAAAGCAUAUCAUAAACCUCCUACCACGCAGUGUUCAAACAAUUGUGCCUUUUAUGCAGCUGAUAAAGCAGUAGAUAGAAACAAUGACACUUGCACGAGAACAGAUAUUAUUGGUCCAACAGCACAGAAGAAAGAAGUAUUUUGGUAUGUAGAUCUCGGAGACAUCUACAACCUCUACGACAUUGCCAUAAAGUUUAAAGAUUAUGGUUCAAAACAUGAAGACAGACAAAGAGGCCGCUUUGCAGGCUUUUCCCUUUACCUGUCCAAUACUACUAGAAAAGAAGAUGGUCAUCUGUGUUAUAAAGACGGACCACAGUUACCUCCCUUAGAUUUCAAAACAAGAUGUAUUGGACAUGCCUCUCAUGUAAUAUUUUACAACGAACGAUUGGACGGGACUGUUUAUCCUACAGGAUACGAAUCAUUGAGUUUAACAGAAUUAUGUGAAGUAACAGUACAAGGUUGUGCAGAUCAGGGAACUUACGGUGAAACAUGCGAAAUGAACUGUCCUGAACAUUGUCAAGAAAAUAGAUGUGAUAUCAUAAAUGGAACCUGUCUGGGAUGUAUGCCUGGAUGGACCGGAAAGAUCUGUCAAACACCGUGUGCUGGUGGAUCAUAUGGUUUAGAAUGCAAACAUCAGUGUCUAGGGCAUUGUAGAGAUGGUCAUACUUGUAACUCUGUAACAGGAAAUUGUGAUAAAGGAUGUGCUUCAGGAUGGACUGGGUCACUGUGUAACGAAUCUUGUAUCAGUGGUCGCUAUGGUCCAGAUUGUGUCUUCAACUGCAGUGGACAUUGUUUAAAUAAAUCCCCUUGUAACCGGACAAAUGGACAUUGUGACUCGGGUUGUAGCCCUGGAUAUACUGGACCAUUUUGUACUAAAGAAUGUCCACAUAAACGGUAUGGUAAAGACUGUGUUCACUCAUGUAGCACUAAUUGUGUCAAUGAGACUUGUAAUAAAUACAAUGGAAAUUGUUCUUUGGGAUGCAAGGAUCCGUCAUUACAAAUGUGCAUCCAAGAAAUAUAUUCUGCUGAGGAUCACGGCAAUAUAAAGGAAAACAAUUCCUCUGAUGUUGAAAAAGCUUCGGAUGAUACCUAUGAAACAUCGAAGAGGGGUCGACCAACUAAUAAAACUAUUCCUGUAAAAAAUUUAAAAGUUAUUAUAGCAAAAAUGGCUGCUGCAGAAAAUGCUGGCUUCAAGCAGGAAUACCGAGAUAUUCCAAAAGGUGAACUUCAUCCUUGUGAAGAAGGCAAAAAACCAGAAAACCGGCUUAGAAAUAGAUACACAACCACAUUCCCUUAUGACCACUCUCGAGUUGUACUAAAGACAUCAUCACCAAAUGAAGGAGAUUACAUCAAUGCUAAUUAUAUCGAAGAUGCAUUUGGAAAUCCAUCCUACAUUGCAACACAAGGUCCCAAACCAAAGACAAUUUCUGAUUUCUGGAAAAUGAUAUGGCAGGAGAAUGUGUCCGUAAUUGUUUGUUUGACAAAUCUAAAGGAAGGAGAAAAGAAUAAAUGUGCACAAUAUUGGCCAAGUACCAAUGACAAACUUAUUGGCGAUGUUCAUGUAAAAAAUCUAGAAGAAAAAUGCCAUGCUAAUUACACAAUAAGGCGAUUCAAAGUCAACAAGUAUCUGGAAAAAACAACUAGGGAGGUCGUGAUGUUUCACUACACAAGAUGGCCAGACCAUGGAGUUCCUGACCCACUAAGUCUUGUUGUGUUCCAUCGUCACGUGAUGAGACUACCAGCACAAGACUCUGGAACAUAUAUUGUUGUACACUGCAGCGCAGGAAUUGGCAGAACCGGAACGUUCAUUGCUUUAGACGCCCUCUAUCGGGAAGGGGAGAGAAAUGGUAAAGUCAAUGUACCAAUGUAUGUCAGGACCAUGAGAAAAGACAGAAUGAACAUGAUUCAAGGAGAUGAUCAAUAUAAGGCAGUCUACUUUGCUCUUUGCGAAUCAUUCAAUGGGAAAUCAAGAUGCUUGACUACAGAGUUAUUUUUACGAAAACUGCAAGAACAAUCGUGCUAUGCCAAUUGUGGAGAGGUAGCAACAAAAUCCUCCUUGACAUCAGAGUUCCAGGAGCUACUGUCUCUUCGGAAAGAAUACGAUCAGAAGGAUUACGAAACUGGACGUAACAAUAAAUCUGCAAACUACACAGACAACGUUUUGCCUCUUGAUGAAUAUCUGUGUCAUUUGUCCUAUUCAAAGGGAAGGAACACCUACUACAACGCUGUUAUACUUCAGUCUUUCACAGAAAACGAUAGUCUGAUAAGCGCUCAGUACCCACUUCCUGACUACGCUGAAGACUUCCUUAGACUCAUCAAGGAUUUUGAUGUCAGUGUGGUUGUUUUUCUGUGUCCAUUGAAGGAUUUAAAAUCCUCUUCUCUUUGGGUUCCUUCGAAAACUGAUCAUAAGACUGUUGGAUACUUUACACUUAAAUUGACUGCUUCAACAAGUUCAGCAAAUUUGUCGACAAGACGUAUCGAUCUUCAGCCAAAGGGAUUUAAUGACACAAGGAUAACUGUACUAGAAUGUAAGACAUGGAAAGAAGGUAAAAAGACAGUGAACAAAAGAGCUCUUCUGGAUGUUGUUAAAGAAGCAAAAUCCGAAAAAAUCAAUUAUAAGGGAAAACUUCUCAUUUUGUCCAGUGAUGGUGCCACACGUUGUGGAGCAUUCUGUGUGGUCUAUAACGCUCUGGAACAACUCUCUAUGGACCAGGAAGUGGACAUCUUCACCAUCACACGACAACUUCAGAUUCGUAGACAGGAGUUUGUGUCCACUUUGGAUGAAUACCAGCUUUGUUGUGAUGCUGUUGCAGAAUACAUUCAAAACGACUGUGUCUACGCAAACUAUGAUUUAUCUGCUGGCAAGAAUGCCUUCCAGGGUCCAGCUUAUGUUAGCGUUUGGCCACAAUUCCAUGCUGCUGUCAAUGCUGUGGAUAGAAAUAAUAAUUCUUGUACGACAACUCGAAAGAUAGGUUCUGCGACCCCAUACAGGGAAUCGUGGUGGAUGGUGGAUCUAGGAGACAUCUACAGUGUGUUCAGAAUCAGAAUUUUAUUUAAAGAUUAUGGGGAGGACUUCGGGUUUUCUCUGUAUUUAUCUAACUCCUCCAAUAAAGAUGAAGGGUAUAUGUGUUACAAAGACGGACCCAAAUUGCCUCCCUUAGACUUCACAACAACCUGUAUUGGAUAUGGCCAAUACGUCAUCUUUUAUAACGAAAGAUUAGACAACUACACAUAUCCUGAGGGAUACGAAUACGUAUCUAGCACUAAAUUGUGUGAGGUGAUAGUGCACGGUUGUAAACUUGGUGUUUUCGGGGAAAAAUGCGACAAAGAGUGUUCGAAGGGCUGUCGGGACAACAAAUGCAACAUCAUCACAGGGGCAUGUCUAGGAUGCAAGACAGGAUGGAUAGGGAAUUACUGCCAAACACAUUGGAAACAACACAGUUGUCACCCUGCGCGUAAGGGAGACAUCACGAAUCGCCUCCCCACACGUUGCUCUAAACUAGUCAGAAUGACUGUACAAUUUUGA
Molecule: messenger RNA, 5376 nt
Organism: Saccostrea echinata
Lineage: Eukaryota; Metazoa; Mollusca; Bivalvia; Ostreida; Ostreidae
Exons: 37
Coding region: 1-5376 (1791 amino acids)
Biological process (GO): protein dephosphorylation
Molecular function (GO): protein tyrosine phosphatase activity
Source: RefSeq, a predicted model, not a curated record